CCUCUUUCUCCGCGAGUCACUGUGUGUCUGACCCGGGGAGACAUUCGUCGAAUGAAAUCGCAAAACGAAUUUGCCAGGUUCGAGAAAACCAUCAAUUCGACCCUCACUCGAUCAGGCCGAGAAGGAGAUGUCCUGGACCACAUUUCAACGCUUCACAGAUGCGGGGCUGGCUCCCCGAGGCUUACCCACUCGAGAUCUGGAAGCGGGCAGCCUCGAUCAGGCCCCGACAGAGGAGAGCCCUCCCUCCUCGCCUGCUCUCUCCUCCUGUCUGCCUUGUCUUCCUGUCUUCUUGUUGACUGCAGACGCUGCCUUUGUUUAUCUGCCUUUGUUUAUCUGCUACCUUUGAUAGAAAUCAAUAAGAAGACUCGUUGGCUCCUCUCUUCCCCUUCAGCUCUUAUGGUGAUUUGGGCAGUGACUGUCCUGCUGGUUCUCUCUGUGGCCUGGACGUCAGCAAAACCCGCGCAACAGGUACACAGAGAGGACGACGAUUUGAUGUCGUGAGAGAGAGGAUGACUUGUGUGUUCAGGUCCACUUGCGUCGCGUGCAGGAGGCCUCACCGCCGAACGGCACGUCGCUGUCUGCGUCAGAGUAUGAGGGGCUGAUCGGCCUCCUUGGAAACGGCACCACGCGACUCGCCUCGCUCUACCGGUAGACCCACGCGCUUGACUCCAGAUUCCGUUUCUGUGCAUGUGUGUGUGUGUGUGUGUGUGUGUGUAGGACAUCUGAGCACGGCACCAGCUAUGACGACCUGAUCGACCGUGUGGGCGACGCAAAGCCUUUGGUGUUUGUGGUCAGAAAGGAUCAGUACGUGUUCGGCGCCUUCAUCAGUGCCGGCCUGCGGCUGCCCGACGACCCGGCCAGCUACCAUCGAGUCGAGUGUGAUGUGUGGCAUUUCUCGCUGGCCGGCCACUUCCCCCAGCCGACCAAGAUCGAGAUCGAGCAAUGGGAGCACUAUGUGGAGGUGGCGGGGGGGCAGAGGAGUGUGGCGGUUGGGGGCCCUUCGGUGUACAUUGGUGGGGUCCUGUGGGUGAAGGCAGAGUACGAUGUUGGCGUGGCUGCUGAUGAUGUCCUCUACUGCAAACAGCUCACUCGGAGUGUGCCUGAGGGCUACACGGGAGUGAGUACUGAAUAUGGCACGGCUCUUCUGGCUGGCUGGUCCACGUUCAUGGCUGACGAGAUCGAGGUGCUGCACGUGGUGGGUUGGGGCAGUAAUCAAGAGUGAGGCGUCUGUCUGUCUGUGUCCUUCGUCACUCCUCGUUUUUUCUCGUUCGAUGCGAUUCGCCUUCUCUCUCUCUCUCUCUCUCUCUCUCUCGUGCUUUAUAAAGGCAGCAGAUGUCCGACACGGAUGUGAGUGUGUGUCUGUCUGUGCCGAUGUGACCUGACAGCACAGCCAAACCGCUGCGUGGCCGAUUGACUGAGUGAAUGUCAGUCAGUCUGGCGAUCAUGUGAAAGUAAAAGUGCGUUCAUUCGC
Molecule: messenger RNA, 1471 nt
Organism: Vitrella brassicaformis
Lineage: Eukaryota; Vitrellaceae
Source: the annotation of a GenBank genome assembly